Molecule: messenger RNA, 3926 nt
Organism: Myotis davidii
Lineage: Eukaryota; Metazoa; Chordata; Mammalia; Chiroptera; Vespertilionidae
Gene: NLRC4
Product: NLR family, CARD domain containing 4
Exons: 9
Coding region: 344-3418 (1024 amino acids)
Biological process (GO): defense response to bacterium; regulation of apoptotic process; detection of bacterium
Source: RefSeq, a predicted model, not a curated record
GUUCUUGUUUCCAAACCAUUCAUACUAUGCUUUGGCAAGAAAAGAAAAAAAGAGAACUCGUCAGUGUUUGCCUUUACAAUCCCCAGCCACAGAACACAGAGACCUCAGAUCUACAAGACACCAGACCUCACACUGUGAAACAGAAAGCAAAUAAAAAGAAUCUUUAUUUUAAAAGCAUUUGAUCCACCAAGAACAGGGCAACUGGAUUGUUCAGCCAGUUUUACAGAAUGAGGAUCAGUUUAAAGAAUGAAGAAGCCAAUAUUGGGAAUAUUUUUGAACGGUCCAUUUGGAAAUAAUAUUAUCUAUUGAGCUAUAGAAGGGUGGAAAGCUUUUAUUCAGAACAAUGAAUUUCAUUAAGGAGAACAGUCAAGCCCUCAUUCAAAGAAUGGGAAUGACAGUUAUCAAGCAAGUUGUGGACGAGCUCUUUGUGUGGAAUGUUCUGAAUUUUGAAGAAGUAAACAUCAUUUGCUGCGAGAAGGUUGAGCAGGAUGCUGCCAGAGGGAUCAUUCACAUGAUUUUGAAGAAGGGUUCCGAAGCCUGUAACCUCUUUCUUAAAUCCCUUGAAAAGUGGGACUAUCCUCUGUUUCAGGACUUGAAUGGACAAAGCCUUUUUCAUCAGAUGUCAGAUGGAGACUUAAAUGAUUUGGCUCAAGAUUUAAAAGAUUUAUACCAUUCCCCAUAUUUUCUGAACUUCUAUCCCCUGGGUGAAGAUAUUGACAUUAUCUUUAAUUUGAAAAGCACCUUCACGGAACCCGUUCUCUGGAGGAAGGACCAGCGCCAUCACCGUCUGGACCAGCUGACCUUGAGUGGCCUGCUGGACACUCUUCAGAGCCCCUGCAUCAUCGAAGGGGAAUCGGGCAAAGGGAAGACCACCCUGCUGCAGCGAAUCGCCAUGCUCUGGGCCUCGGGGAAGUGUGGGGCCCUGACCAAGUUCAAAUUAGUCUUCUUUCUCCGCCUGAGCCGGGCCCACGGUGGACUCUUUGAAACCUUGUGUGACCAACUCCUGGAUGUACCCGACGCGAUCAGAAAGCAGACUUUCAUGGCCAUGCUGCUGAAGCUCCGGCAGAGGGUCCUUUUCCUCCUGGAUGGCUACAACGAGUUCAAGGCCCAGAACUGCCCGGAAAUCGAAGCCCUGAUAAAGGAAAACCACCGCUUCAAGAAUAUGGUCGUGGUCACCACCACCACCGAGAGCCUGAAGCACAUCAGGCAGGUCGGGGCCCUGACCGCCGAGGUGGGGGAUAUGACGGAGGAGAGUGCACAGGCUCUCAUCCGGGAAGUGCUGCUCAGGGAGCAUGCAGAGAGCUUGGUGCUGCAAAUUCAGAAGUCCAGGUGCCUGCGGAAUCUGAUGAAGACCCCACUCUUUGUGGUCAUCACUUGUGCAAUCCAGAUGGGGGAAAGUGAGUUCCACUCCCACACACAGACAACGCUGUUCUGUACCUUCUAUGACCUGCUGAUACAGAAAAACAAGCACAAACAUAAAGGGGUGGCUGCUGGCGACCUCACUCAGAGCCUGGACCACUGCGGAGACCUGGCUCUGGAGGGCGUGUUCAACCACAGGUUUGAUUUCGAACCAAAGGACGUGUGCAGUGUGAACGAGGAUGUCCUCCUGACAACCGGCCUCCUCUGCAAAUACACGGCUCAGCGGUUCCAGCCAAAGUAUAAAUUCUUCCAUCAGUCGUUCCAGGAGUACGUAGCAGGCCGCCGACUCAGCAGCUUAUUGGCAUCUCGGGAACCAGAGGAGGUGACCAAGGGGAACGGUCAUCUGCAGAAAAUGGUUUCCAUUUCAGAUAUUACAUCCAAGUACAGCAACCUGCUCCUGUACACGUGCGGAUCGUCUACCAAAGCCGCCCGGACUGUCCUGAGACACCUGGCAGCCGUGUGUCGACAUGGCAGCCUCCCCAGCUUCGCCAUCACCAGGAGGCCUCUCUGGAGACAGGAAUCUAUGCAAAAUGUGAAAAGCAGUACUGUGCAAGAAAUUUUGAAAGCCAUAAACACCAGUUCCUUUACAGAGUGUGGCAUCAAUUUAUUUCAUGAGAGUAUAUCCAAGGCGGACCUGAGUGAAGAAUUUGAAGCUUUCUUUCGUGGUAAAAGCUUAUAUAUCAACUCAGAGAACAUCCCUGAUUACUUAUUUGACUUCUUUGAGCACUUGCCUAAUUGUGCAAGUGCUCUGGACUUCAUCAAACUGGACUUCUACGGGGGAGCCACAGCUUCGUGGGACAAGCCCACAGAGGGCACAAGCAAGACCCACAAGGAAGAGUCCUCUGGAACCUACAUUCCCAGCAGGGCUGUGUCUUUGUUCUUCAACUGGAAGCAGGAGUUCAAGGCUCUGGAGGUCACACUCCGGGAUUUCAGCAAGUUGAAUAAGCAAGAUAUCAAAUAUCUGGGGAAGAUAUUCAGCUCUGCUACAAGCCUCCGGCUGUCCAUUAAGAGGUGUGCUGGUGUGGCUGGAAGCCUCAGUUUGGUCCUCAGCACCUGUAAGCACAUUCAUUCCCUCGUGGUGGAAGCCAGUCCCCUCACCGUAGAGGACGAGCAGCACAUCACAUCCGUGGCAAACCUGAAAACCUUGAGUAUUCACAACCUACAGACUCAACGGCUGCCAGGUGGUCUGACUGACAGCUUGGGUAAUUUGAAGAAUCUUAUGAAGCUGAUGCUGGAUAACAUUAAGAUGAAUGAGGAAGAUGCAAUAAAACUAGCUGAAGGUCUGACAAACCUGAAGAAUAUGUGUUUACUUCGAUUGACCCACUUGUCUGACAUUGGGGAGGGAAUGGAUUAUAUAGCAAAGUCUUUGUCAGCCAAACCCUGUGACCUUGAAGAAAUCCAAUUAGUCUCCUGCUGCCUGACCGGAACGGCUGUGAAAACCCUAGCUCAGAAUCUUCACAAUUUGGCCAAACUGAGCAUUCUUGAUUUAUCUGAGAAUCACCUGGAAGAGGAUGGAAAUGAAGCUCUCCGUGAACUGAUUGACAGGCUGCACGUGUUGGAACAACUCACUGUGCUGAUGCUGCCCUGGUGCAAUGAUGUGCGCAUCAGUCUGACCAGGCUGCUGGAGCAACUGGAGGGGGCCCCACAGCUCGUCAAACUUGGGCUGAAGAACUGGAGGCUCACCGAUGCAGAGAUUGGAAUUCUAGGUGCAUUUUUUGAAAAGAACCCUCUGAAAAACUUCCAGCAGCUGGAUUUGGCAGGAAAUUGUGUGAGCAGUGAUGGAUGGCUUACCUUCAUGGGUGUAUUUGAAAAUCUUAAGCAAUUAAUGUUUUUUGACUUCAGUACUCAAAUAUUUCUACCCGAUGCAGCAUUAGUCAGAAAAUUUGGCCAUGUGUUAUCAAAGUUAACUUUUUUGCAAGAAGCUAGGCUUGUUGGGUGGCAAUUUGAUGAUGAUGAUGUCAGUGUUAUUAAAGGUGCCUUUAACCUAGUAACUGCUUAAAUAAAGGGCAAGUUGAGCCCAUGAAUGCUCUGGGAACUCCAUUACUUCCCACCUGGUGAUUUAAAAAUCUUUGCUCGUAUAGUCCAAGGGUCGGAAAGUAUACGGCAAUUUAUUGUCCACCUACAAAUUAUCCUUAUCAACAGUGUCUGCCCAACUCGCCCCUUCUAAACUGCCUCUUCCUUUACUGAUAUCAGGAUGAUGUGUGGCACCAUGACUUCCUUAGCUGGCCUCUUGCAUGGAAAGCUUUCUUAUUUGCACCAUUCAGGAAAAAUAAAAAGAGGAUGCCAGGCAAAUGAGACCAAAGAAGGGGGGAAGUGGGAGGGAGUUUACUGAUGACAUGUGCUAUAGUUCUGUGUUGCAUGAUUCCUAAUAGGAUUAUCAGAUACUUGAAGGGGACUCUUCUUCAUCCCAGGUCCCCUUGGUCUCAAGAAUAGCAGGUCAUAUAUGCAUACCCAUGGACACAGACAAUAGUGUGAAGACCUGGGGCUGGGGGUGGGCUAGAAUGGGU